Vanessa atalanta (red admiral) is the source of this 1000-nucleotide messenger RNA. RefSeq names its product alpha N-terminal protein methyltransferase 1-like. Bases 1 to 678 code for a protein of 225 amino acids. Gene Ontology annotation, cellular component: cytoplasm. The record is from RefSeq and is a predicted model, not a curated record. The transcript has a single exon. Gene Ontology annotation, molecular function: rRNA (adenine-N6,N6-)-dimethyltransferase activity; N-terminal protein N-methyltransferase activity. Gene Ontology annotation, biological process: N-terminal protein amino acid methylation; rRNA modification. NCBI's taxonomy places the organism in Eukaryota, Metazoa, Arthropoda, Insecta, Lepidoptera, Nymphalidae.
AUGCAAUCUAAUUUAUACAAUGACGAUAGUAAAUUUUAUAAGAAAGCCGCGAAAUACUGGGCUACUGUACCGGCGACAAUAGACGGAGUACUCGGAGGCUACGGCUAUAUUUCGGGCAUUGACAUCGACGGAUCUAAAGUAUUUUUAAACCACAUACUAUCUCUAGUUAAUCCACCGAACACAAAACUGGCCUUGGAUUGCGGAGCCGGUAUCGGAAGAGUGAGCAGAAAUCUUUUAAUGCCUUAUUUCCUGAAGGUCGAUUUAGUGGAACAAGACGAAAAGUUCAUUAACACCGCGAAAGAAUUGAUCGGUGAAUACAACACUAAAUUAGGUACACUCUACCAAAUCGGUCUCCAUCAUUUCAAGCCACAAAAACAAUAUGACGUGAUCUGGUGCCAGUGGGUCUUAGGGCAUUUGAGCGAUUACGAUUUAAUAAACUUUUUGGAGCGGUGUAGCAACAAUCUAGCAAGACACGGCGUCAUUGUUGUAAAAGAGAACAUAUCUCCAUCAGACGAAGUCGAAUAUGACGAAGACGAUUCGUCAGUGACACGCCCUUACAGAUCAAUGUUAAACAUAUUCGAUGAAGCGAAUCUUUCUUUAAUAAAAAGUGAUUUACAAACUGGUUUCCCGGACGGUUUGUAUCCCGUUCAUAUGUUUGCACUUACACCAUUAAAGUAGUUGGUAAAAUAUAAAAUACAUCCGUUAUUGCUCUGAAUUUAACGAUAUUACUUAACAGUACAUAAUUAUUCGACACGGAAAUCGAUAGGUGAUCAAUCAAACUUUUUACGAACAUAACAGACAAACUCACUUAAGUGCAAACACAUUUAUUAGGCAUGUAUUCAGAUGUUAUGCAGGAGAGCAGCGUUAUGAAUUUAAGACAGUUGAAUUACUACACACAAAUAAAUAUGACAAUAGGCGUAACGAAAUAGUACAUAAAUUAAUGCAAUGAACAGUUUCACGUGCGUUUAUGUAUGUAUUGUCUUUUUGUGUAUGUGUGAGU